Balaenoptera acutorostrata (minke whale) is the source of this 3110-nucleotide messenger RNA. Its product is annotated as fibroblast growth factor 11. Gene Ontology annotation, cellular component: cytoplasm. Gene Ontology annotation, biological process: regulation of cell migration; positive regulation of gene expression; fibroblast growth factor receptor signaling pathway. The record is from RefSeq and is a predicted model, not a curated record. The transcript is spliced from 5 exons. Gene Ontology annotation, molecular function: fibroblast growth factor receptor binding; growth factor activity. Bases 973 to 1674 code for a protein of 233 amino acids. NCBI's taxonomy places the organism in Eukaryota, Metazoa, Chordata, Mammalia, Artiodactyla, Balaenopteridae.
GGUCUGUUCACAGUUGGGGACCCGUGACAACGUGGGUGCACUCCUCUCUCGGGGGGCUGGUUGGAUUGGAGGGCGUGGGAUCUAAACAGCACCAGCUGUCCCCGAGGAAAUUAGGGGCUGCCAGAAAAAAACAAAAAAGCCAAAAACCUAUGCUCCUUAUUCCGAGGUGACAGAGGGCCCUCCAGACAACCACCUGGUGUAACCACUAGGAAGGGCGGAUUUGGAGGUGACUUCAAAAGGAGUGGAGGGUAACAAGGUGAGGAAAGGGGCUCAGCAGCUGGAACCCUGUGCCACUAGAAAUGGGGGUGACUUGGUAAAGACCGGUAUCGUCCAGAGACAGGGUCUGGGAACCUCUUCUUGCUGAUUGGCGACAGUCUGGAUAUUUCAAGGCAUAGUUUUUGGGGGAUUUCAGUGAAAAAAAGUGGGGGAUUCUUCACUUAGAGGGUGGCAAAGGAAAAGACACCAAGGUUGGGUUCUUCCUAGACACUGGCAGCACCCCAGCAGGGGUGGGGUGAGCUAAUAUCCCCAAAGCUAAGGACCCACACCCUUAAAAUUACAAGAGUGGCUUUGGCAGGAGUGCAGGGCCCGGAAAUAGGGUGGAAAGGUGCCUGGGGAUAUUGGAACCACAUCCUGGAAAAUGUGAGGGUCUUGGCUUUGGGAUAGUGUUAGUGGGGGACAGGGACACUGGAGAUCAGAGAAGGGGGAGUUUUCUGUGGGGGGCAAAGGUCGAGGGUGGGGUCAACUGAGAGGUACAUAGGCUGCUGGGUCUGGCGAAGCCAGCACGAGGCCCAAGGGUGGGAGCUGGUGCCUGGGGUGGGGGUCGUCUAGGGCUUAUCCUCAGGUCCCGUGGGUGAGGCGGCGAGUCGGACCGGAGAGGCAAGACCAUGUCCUGGUGAGCUAGCGGGCUUCUCUGGGGGGGCCCAGCGCGCUCCGGGAGCCUGCCGGUUUUGGGGUGUCUCCUCCCGGGGCGCCAUGGCGGCACCGGCCAGCAGCCUGAUCCGGCAGAAGCGGGAGGUCCGCGAGCCCGGGGGCAGCCGGCCCGUGUCAGCGCAGCGGCGCGUGUGUCCCCGCGGCACCAAGUCCCUUUGCCAGAAGCAGCUCCUCAUCCUGCUGUCCAAGGUGCGACUGUGCGGGGGGCGGCCCGCGCGGCCGGACCGCUGCCCGGAGCCUCAGCUCAAAGGCAUCGUCACCAAACUGUUCUGCUGCCAGGGUUUCUACCUCCAGGCGAAGCCCGACGGGAGUAUCCAGGGCACCCCAGAGGACACCAGCUCUUUCACCCACUUCAAACUGAUCCCUGUGGGGCUCCGUGUAGUCACCAUCCAGAGUGCCAAGCUGGGUCACUACAUGGCCAUGAACGCUGAGGGGCUGCUCUACAGCUCGCGUCGUUCUGGCCGGUCCUGGUACCUGGGCCUGGACAAGGAGGGCCGAGUCAUGAAGGGAAAUCGAGUCAAGAAGACCAAGGCAGCCGCCCACUUUGUGCCCAAGCUCCUGGAGGUGGCUGUGUACCGGGAGCCUUCUCUCCACAGUGUCCCUGAGACCUCCCCUUCCAGGCCCCCUGCCCCCUGCCAUGCAGUCCCCGGACUGGAGGCUCCCUGCCCUCGCCACCACCACAGCCUGUCUCCCAGCCCUGCUUCUGGCCCUGCUCUCACCCCUGCUGCCACGCUCAUGCCCUGAGCAGCCAGGUCCCACCAGGUGCUCUACCCAGAGGGAGCCUAGGGGCCGGCCGUGACUUCCGGGGCUGCUGAGACCCUCAGAUCCUUGGGCCCGGGAAAGGGGUCAGAGAGGGGGAUGUCUGAAAAUGGUCCUGGCUGAUCACUUCUUUCCUUCCACACUCACACCCUCCAAAGCCUUUUCCCGAGAUGGCGCGGGGGGUUCCAAAACUGACAAAACCAGGGCAUAAAUCUUCUGCACCCCGGGCUCAGCCAGUUCCUGGAGCCCUUUGCCCUUUUCAUGGCCACCAAGCCAUAGAUUUAUAGGUCCACUGGAGCUCAGGAUUAGUUUCCUUCUUUCCCUACUCCACCUUUUGCCUUGUUCCAGACAGGUUCUGGAACACCAGGCACCCCAGCCAGGGCCAUUUCUGCACUCAGGGUCUGUGCUGGAACACAGGCAUGCUGCCAGGCUCUGUCCUGGAUCCAUCAGGCUUCUGUCCUUCACCCAGAUGGACCCCUGGUUUCCAAGUGGAGAGAGGCUGGAUUUGGGCCCUGUCCAGCUGUUGGUCUUGGCCUGAAUUGAGCCAGUCUCAGAUCACCACAGGUUUAACUUUCUUACCCCAGAGACGCCCAAUUCUAGAGCGUGAUGUUCUAGACACGUACGGAGCCAUACUUCCUUCUGAAUCUCAGCUCUAGGACAUAGACCACGACUCUCAGCCCUUCCCUCUAGGAUGGAACUAGAGCCUAUAUAGCCAUGUUAUUGCUCUAGAGUAAGAGUUCUAGACCCACGCUCCCACCUUCUCUAGUGAUACCUGUUAAGCAGGAGCUCUGGAAAGGACACAGCUAUGAUUCACAAAGAACUAAGUUCUGGAUGGAUCAAGAACCACUUCUUGUUUUCCCUAGACAAUUUUCCAAAAAUCUUAUUCUUCCUAUAGAAUGCUAACCUUAUUUUUUACAUGCAGUUUCUAGCUCCUGCAACUCAGCUGGGGUCCUGCCAGGGAACAGAGGCUGAGGAAGGGCAGAGGAAUUUUGGAAGGAAUCCCUGGCUCAUAGAAGGGCAGCUAGGAUGGGGAAGGGGCCAGAACUAUGGCAUGACUGGACCUGUGCCUGGGUUGGGGGGACAUGAACACUUAGCUACCUCAGCAGGAAUUCCUUCCAGGUCCCCCUUAAAGCUGAGGUCUUUAGGGUAAUGGGUCUAGAAUAAAAAAGACAAAUGGGACAUAGCUUUGACCCCCCCCAAAUGAGGAGACCCCAAUUCAGCAAUAAGUCCCACCCUUCUCCCCUACGGGUCAGGCUAAGGAGGGUGAGGGCCUCUUGGUCUCUAGACCUCAUACACCCCUCCAGCUUCUAACUGAACAGAACUUGCUUUACCUCAGCUGGAUGUCAGGUACCCAAAAAGGCUCUGCUCCCAGGGGACCGGUCUCCACUCCAUGCUUUCUCAAUUAAAGACGAUUUAUACAA